This is a messenger RNA of Cololabis saira (Pacific saury), 828 nucleotides long. RefSeq names its product leucine-rich repeat-containing protein 18-like. The record is from RefSeq and is a predicted model, not a curated record. The transcript is spliced from 4 exons. Lineage: Eukaryota; Metazoa; Chordata; Actinopteri; Beloniformes; Belonidae. Gene Ontology annotation, molecular function: protein binding. Bases 1 to 828 code for a protein of 275 amino acids.
AUGACUAAGGAGCAAGAAUCCUAUGGAGUGAUUGUCCUGUGGGGAGGAGAAACCAAAGCCCACUCUGAUGCUCAGGAAGACUCCUGGAAGAAGAUCUUGAGUUUUCUGCAGCAGCACAUCAGCAAGGUCAAGGGAAAGAAGAUGGGUAGACAGUCUAAAAGUAAGACUAUCACCUUGAAAAAGGCUAAGCGCUACGUGGAGUGUACAAUGUAUGAGAAACGGCGGCUGGACCUCAGUUUCAAAGACCUUUCCACCGUGCCCAAGUGCAUCAGGAAGCUCUGUGACUUGGAUGAAUUGGACCUGAGCAGGAACUGGAUAACAGAGGUCCCAGAUUUCAUUGAUUGUUUCACUACCCUCAUUGUUUUGGAUCUGCACAGCAAUUGCUUGGAGGAGUUACCUGUGACUAUCUGCCGCCUCCCGCGUUUGCUGGUCUUAAACCUGUGUAACAACCGUUUGACGAGUCUCCCCAAAGAGUUCGGCCAGCUGAAUACACUGGAAACGCUAAACCUGAGCAUCAACCGGCUUUCAGCCCUUCCCGCCUCCAUCAUCGCGCUGAAGGAGCUCCGAUGCAUCAGCCUGUGUGACAACCAGUUCAUGCGGGUCCCUGUCUGUCUGUCCAAGUUCAAGAAGCUGGAGAAGGUCAACCUGGACAGGAACCCCUUGUUUGACCGUCGCAGGGAGGUCAAGGUUACGUUAGCAAAGAACUUUUACAUGGUCAAUUUGAACCAUCUGUGCAACGACUGUCAGAACAAGUGCCAAAUCGAGGGGAGGAAGAUGGAAGAGGCAGAGAGUGAGGAUGAAACCGAGUCACCCACAAAUCCAAGUUAA